AUGAUUCGCAAGGGUGCCAACCUGGGCAGGCGGCCCAAGGCCCGCACCAAGAUCACCAUCAAGCCGUUCAAGGUCAAGCCGACGCUGCCGGCCAACUACUUUGACGAGUCGUGGAACAAGCUCCGGACGGCGGUAGCGUCUAUCUACGGCAACUCGGGCGCUGGCGGGUCGUCGUUGGAGGAGCUGUACUCGCUUGUGGACAAUCUGUGCUCGUACAAGCAUGCCGCGGAGCUGCACACCAAGCUGAUGGCGGAGCUGGAGUCAAUCCACGUGCGGAUGGGCGCCGAGCUUGCCGCGCGAGCGCGCGAGCUGGACGGCCCGCGGCUGCUGUCGGCCAUGGACGGGGUGUAUACACAGGCUGCGGAGCAUCUGCUGCUUGUGCGGCAGGUCUUCCUGGUGCUGGACCGAUCGUAUGUCAUUGCGACGCCGCGGCUGACGUCGCUGUGGGCAUCAGGCCUGGCGCUCAUCCGCAAGCACGUUCUUGCCGCCCACCCGGCGCUGCUGUCUGGGGUGGUCGGAGCCCUGGUCGACGGCAUCACGGCGGAGCGGUCGGGGCAUGCUGUCGACAGCGAGAUUGUGGUGCGGCUGGUGCAGAUGCUGGUGGCGCUGCAGCUGUACGAGGAUCACGUUGAGGCCAAGUUUGUCGACGCGACGGCGGCGUUCUACGCGCAGGAGGGCGGGGUCAAGCUGGCGCAGCUUGGCCUGCCGAGCUAUCUGGCGCAUGUGCAGGCGCGUAUUACUGAGGAGAGUGAGCGGCUGACGCGGUACGGGACGGUGGCGUUGUCUGGAGAGCGUGUGCUGGCGCUUGUGGACGAGCAUCUGAUCCGAGCCAACGUGGAGGUUGUGCUGGAGCAGGGUGGGCUGAGCGAGCUGCUCAACGCGAGCAUGCAUGAGCCACUGGCGACUCUGUACGGCCUGCUGGGGCGGGUGAGCGCACUGCCUGCGCUCUGCACCGCGAUCCGCGGGUAUGUCGAGAGUACCGGGACGGCGAUUGUGUCGGAUCCGGCCAAGGACAAGGGCAUGGUCGAUGCGCUCAUCGAGCUGCACACGCGGGUGCUUGCGGUCGUCGAGGGGCCGUUUCAGAACAACCCCGACAUCGGUUACGCGCUCAAGGAUGCGUUUGAAAAGUUCAUCAAUGUGCGGCAGAACCGCCCGGCGGAGCUCAUUGCAAAGUACAUGGACAAGCUGCUCAAGUCGUCGGCGGGCAAGGGCUCGGACGAAGACGUGUUGCUGGGCAAGCUCGAUGCUGGCCUCGCGCUUUUCCGAUUUGUCUCGGGCAAGGAUGUGUUCGAGGCGUUUUACAAGAAGGACCUGGCCAAGCGCCUGCUGCUGGGCAAGUCUGCGUCGGCCGACGCCGAAAAGGCCAUGGUGGCGCGGCUGCGCGACGAGUGCGGCUCGACCUUUGCCAACAAGCUCGAGGGCAUGAUGAAGGACAUCGAGCUCUCGCGCGAGCUCAACGCGUCGUGGAGCGAGGGCGGGAGCGCGGCGUCGGUUGCUAUGUUUGCGCACGUCCUCACCAUGGGCUUCUGGCCGACGUACCCCGAGCACACGGUCCUUCUCCCGCCGGAUAUGGCUGGCCACGUCGACGACUUUGAGGCCUUUUACAAGACCAAGCACUCGGGCCGCAAGCUCAAGUGGCAGCACUCGCUGGCGACGGUCUCGCUCGGCGCCGUCUUUCCGUCGGCCGGCAAAAGGUGCUGGCCGUCUCGCUCUUCCAGGCCCUUGUCCUGCUGCUGUUCAACGACAGCGACUCGCUGCCUUUUGCCGACAUCAAGAAGGCGACCCAACUGGACGACAAGGAACUGGUGCGAACGUUGCUCUCACUGUGUGCAGGCAAGCCCAAGACCCGCGUCCUGCUCAAGAGCCCCAAGGGCAAGUCUAUCGGCCGCGACGACGUCUUCUCCUUCAACGCCGCCUUUGCCAACCCGCUGUUCAAGAUCAAGAUCAACCAGAUCCAGAUCCGCGAGACCAAGGCCGAGGCCGCGUCGACCAAGGCCCGCGUCUUCCAGGACCGCCAGUACCUCAUCGACGCAGCCAUUGUCCGCGUCAUGAAGUCGCGCAAACGCCUCACCCACCCGCUACUCAACGUUGAGGUUCUCAAGCAGCUCCGCUUUGACGUCUCCUCGGGCGACUUUAAGAAGCGCGUCGAGUCGCUCAUCGACCGCGCCUACCUUGCCCGCGACGAAGCCGAUCGCACCACCUACGUGUAUCUCGCCUGAGCGGACGCGAAAUGAAAGCAGGCCAACCGGU
Messenger RNA from Thecamonas trahens ATCC 50062, 2250 nucleotides. Its product is annotated as Cullin 4. The record is from RefSeq and is a predicted model, not a curated record. Lineage: Eukaryota; Apusomonadida; Apusomonadidae. Gene Ontology annotation, cellular component: cullin-RING ubiquitin ligase complex. The coding region runs from base 1 to 2052 and encodes 683 amino acids. Gene Ontology annotation, biological process: protein ubiquitination; ubiquitin-dependent protein catabolic process. Gene Ontology annotation, molecular function: ubiquitin protein ligase binding. The transcript is spliced from 2 exons.